GCGGCUGUCAGCGCUGCCCGGUGGUGGAUGUGGACUUUAAAGCAGUGUCUCAACAUUUCAUCCUCAACUGUCUUUUUUUUAAUCCGAUUGCACUACCCAAGAAAAGCUGCUAACGGGAGAAAUGUUGAGACGUUACCAGAACUGACUUGAAGCACCAAAAGCCAUUAUUACCGAUCCAGAAGAGCUUGAAGCUAAGCCUGUAGCUGACCAGUCCGUAUCGCAUCCGCAGGAACAGGCAUGGCAAGUAAACGAAAAUCAACAACGCCGUGCAUGGUCUUAGCCAACGAGCAGGAUCCGGACCUGGGGACGGUGUCGGACGUGGAGGAAGGGCCGCCCGCAGCGGCGCCGGCAGAGAACAACCCCGUGGCAGAGAGCGCCACGAGCGAGGAGGACGCGCACGAGUGCGUGGAUUCAGACAAUCAGAAGAACGCCAGUAAAGUCGAAGGUGGCUACGAGUGUAAAUACUGUACUUUUCAGACUCCCGAUCUCAACAUGUUUACUUUCCACGUGGAUUCGGAACAUCCCAACGUCGUGCUGAAUUCGUCCUACGUUUGCGUGGAAUGCAAUUUCCUUACCAAAAGAUACGACGCGCUCUCAGAACACAAUCUGAAGUACCACCCCGGCGAGGAGAAUUUUAAACUGACCAUGGUGAAGCGUAACAAUCAGACAAUCUUCGAGCAGACUGUCAAUGACCUCACUUUCGAUGGGAGCUUUGUUAGAGAAGAAAACGCCGAGCAGGCUGACCCUGCCGAGGCCCCCUCGUCGGGGAUCUCCAUUAGCAAGACGCCCAUUAUGAAGAUGAUGAAAAACAAAAGCGAAACCAAACGCAUUGCUGUUUUCCACAAUGUCAUCGAUGACAUUCCUGGCGAAGAAAAGGGAACGGAAAAUGAGCCAAACUCGGAAGAAGCAGGAGAGAAGCCACCGCCGGCGGUUUCCGAGUCCAAAGCAAGCCACUCGGCCGUUUGCAGCGCAGCAGACGUGACGAGCACGGUGGUGACCCCAGCGCCGGUGCUUCAGCCCGGGGUGGCACAGGUCAUCACGGCUGUUACAGCUCCGCAGAACUCCAACCUGAUCCCCAAAGUCCUGAUCCCUGUAAAUAGCAUUCCGACCUACAACACCGCUCUGGACAACAACCCUCUUUUGCUCAACACCUACAACAAAUUCCCGUACCCGACCAUGUCAGAAAUCACUGUGCUCUCCACUCAAGCGAAGUACACAGAGGAGCAGAUCAAAAUCUGGUUUUCUGCCCAGCGUCUGAAGCAUGGUGUGAGCUGGACGCCGGAGGAAGUGGAGGAAGCGAGGAGGAAGCAAUUUAAUGGCACGGUGCACACAGUGCCGCAGACGAUCACCGUCAUCCCAGCGCACAUUUCUGCCGCUAGCAAUGGGCUACCUUCGAUUUUACAGACGUGCCAAAUAGUCGGUCAGCCAGGCCUUGUUCUCACUCAAGUCGCAGGUGCCAAUACCUUACCGGUGACAGCCCCGAUAGCUCUGACUGUAGCGGGAGUCCCAAACCAAACCCAACUGCAGAAGAGUCAGAUCCACACCGCUCAGCCCGUGGCAGAAACCAAGCAGGUAGCUGCCGUGCCUGCCCCUCAGCCGAUCAAAAAUGAAACUGCCCUAAUGAAUCCCGAUUCCUUCGGCAUGCGGGCCAAAAAAACAAAGGAACAGCUGGCAGAAUUAAAAGUCAGCUACCUGAAGAAUCAGUUCCCUCAAGAUUCAGAAAUUAGCCGGCUUAUGAAAAUAACAGGCCUGACUAAAGGAGAGAUCAAGAAGUGGUUCAGUGACACGCGCUACAAUCAGAGGAACUCAAAGAAUAACCACGGGAUUCAUCUCAACAGCGAUUCGUGUGCCACCAUUGUUAUUGACUCGAGUGACGAAAUGAACGAGUCCCCAACGGGAGCCACUCCCCAGAGCAAGUCCUCGUGGGGUGCAUUUCCCGACUUCACCCCGCAGAAGUUCAAGGAGAAGACAGCUGAACAGCUGCAAGUCCUCCAGGCGAGUUUUCUUAAUAACCCUGUCCUUACAGAUGAGGAGAUGAACAGGUUAAGAGCCCAAACCAAACUGACCAGGAGGGAGAUCGAUGCCUGGUUUACAGAAAGACGGAAGUCGAAUGUCUUAAAGGAAGAGGGAGCCGAUGUGAACGAGAGCAAUGCCAGCAGCUCAAAAGAGGAGGCUGGAGAAACAUCCGUGGGAGACGGAGCAGCGGGACCAAAAUCGGGGGGCUCCGCUUCCAGCAAAAUAGGCAAAAAAUCCCCAGAGCAGUUGCACAUGCUCAAAAGUUCAUUUGUUCGCACUCAGUGGCCAUCCCCACAAGAGUACAACAAGCUGGCAGAAGAAACGGGGCUCCCAAGGUCAGAAAUUGUGAGCUGGUUCGGCGACACUCGCUACGCCUGGAAAAACGGUGGGCUGAAGUGGUAUUACUACUACCAGAGCGCCAACGCGGGCAGCCUGAACGGGCAGGGCUUCGCGAGGAAGAGAGGGAGAGGAAGACCAAAAGGGAGGGGGAGAGGAAGGCCUCGAGGGAGGCCUCGGGGGAGCAAGAGGUUAAACUGCUGGGACAGAGGCGUGUCGGUGAUAAAAUUCAAAACUGGAACAGCGAUCCUGAAGGACUACUACAUGAAGCACAAAUUCCUUAACGAGCAAGACCUCGAUGAACUGGUAGCCAAAUCGCACAUGGGGUAUGAGCAGGUCCGAGAGUGGUUUGCAGAAAGGCAAAGGAGGUUAGAACUUGGGAUAGAGCUCUUUGAGGAGAACGAGGAGGAAGACGAAACGCUGGAAGAUCAGGAAGAUGAGGAAGAAACAGACGAUAGCGAUACGUGGGAACCGCCCCGACAUGUUAAGCGUAAACUCUCCAAAUCCGAUUGAUGCACGGUUUGGGAUCUGGGAGCCAAAAACCUGUGAAUUAGGUUUGAUCUGAUGCUGAAGAGCCAAACCAUUUUUCCUGGCCUUCGGUUUUAGCAAGCACCUGCAAAGCAUCUCCCUUGCACCCGGGAGAACACGGGCAAGAUGCGACCCGUGCAGGUGGCCAGCGUUUGCUUCCUUGCUACCAGAGGUGGACAUCCUCAGGCCCAGCCUAGGACAUGGGGUUACAAAUCAGCUCCAGUUCAGCUCCUCCUCUUCUGUGUUACCGAUGGGAAGGUUCAUCAUACACAUGACUGCUUCUCAAUAUUUCAUUGCCUUAUGUUGUUUGAUUCCAAAAAACCACAAACCACCACAGACGCAUAUUUUUUUGUUGUUGUAGGAGAACAUUGCCUGCUCGCGAAGGAGGAAAAUACAAAAACCUAGGAUGUGUUUUUGCAAACAUCACUUCACCUGAAAGGUUUCAAGGCCUGGGUUUAUUUCUUAAGGAAAGGAUUCAAAACAAAAGAGAAGGGGAAAAGUGUGACAAAGGAACCAAUGAACCUAGGGGUGAGGAUUGCUUGGUUUAAGAAAACGAGGCGAUAUUGCACCUUUUGCAUAUCUUCAAAGUGUUUUGGGUUUACAGAGCUUGUGCUGAAAUGUUUCUUGCUGAUAAUUAUGAGCUAACUGAACGAGUUUAAUGCUAGAAGAUGCUUUUCGUUAAAUUUAAUCAGUGUAUCCUACAUCAAUUUAAUUUAAAUGCCUGACAGACUUGAUGCAGUUGAUAGCAACAUUCAUUUUUAGCUUAUGCAUUCUUUACUUUGUUGGAAAAUGGUAAGAAAAGUAUUUAUGUUUCUAGCUAAAAAGACUAAUUUCUUGAAAUCUUACACUGUAUUUUAAGGUGAACACAAGGCAGAACCUGCCUCUUUCCAUUGGGUCAGCGUUGCUUACGGUCGUGUAAGAAUACACAGAGGCGAAAAGCGUCUUCAGGUGCUAGUAAGAAAGGGUUUCAAGUAAGUUGUGGCAACGACCUGCUUUAUAAUUCUCAAACGAAAUGAAGUUAUGUGGCUUUUAGGUGGUUAGGCACGAUAAACACAGCGGUGUUUGCUUGUUCUCUAGCGAUAGCCCGGCUGAAUGUUUCACGUGCAAGUUUAAGCUAAAAUUCAGCCUCGUGGAUUGAGCUUGCCACUGUGCUGGUCGCUCUUAGGGCUGCGGGGUGAACACACGUAUUUAUAGGGAUGGUUCGAUCUGCUUGAACUCCAGAAGCAGUCAAAUCUGAUAGGGAGCAUCUGCAUCUUGGAUGAGUGUUUAUAUUUAAAGAAAAGAAAGGAAAAGAAAAGAAAAAAUGGUCUCGAGGCAAUGAAGUCUUCGUAGCGUUUGGAUAACCAACUAAAGAACAGGGGGCCAAAUUCACAGAAGUUUAGGCAGAUACCUGGCAUUGUAGAGGAGUGGUACUCCAAGGAGGAGUAGUUUGUGUCCGUACCACUGUCAGUCUGCAUUUUUUAGGGGUAAGUUGCUUUAUAUUUAGGUGUCUAAAGAUGCUAAUGAACUGGUGCUGCUGUAAGCAGCGUUGUCUGCUUUUCCAUGGGCACUAACAGAGUGCACGCUAGCCAUCUCCUUUCCAAAUCUGUCGACCUCUUCUCUGUAGGCAUUUGCAUCUGUUGACCUGUGAGGGAAAGAUUAGCGUAGAGAAAAUGUGUCCUGAUGUUUCCGCAUCUCCAAGAACCUAAUCUAGAAUUAUUCUUUCUUCCUUGUUGUGAUAACUGUCAAAAGACCAAGGAAAUCUUUUCAGUGAUGAUUUUCCGAAGCAGAGGAGCUCAUAUUAAAUGUGAUUUUCCUGCCAGAUUGUGGCUGAAACCUGGGUCAGAACAAGAGAGGGAAUAAUGUCUGACAAAUGUCUGUGAGCUGGUGUAGGAGAGGUCAGGAUCUGGCCUCCCCAGCACGGGCUGCUGCGGGAGGUUGGGAGCUGUGGCUUGGCAGGUGAUGGGGUGGGUGAGGCUGUUGGGGAUAGCACAAAGUCAAGGAAAGAUUUGCAUUAGCUUCAAGCUCCACUGGGACCACAGGGUCAGAAAUCAAUGCUUGAUGGGUGGGAAAGGACAGAACUAGUAGGGGAAGAGAUGCUAUUUUUAAGUUUCUAGAAAUAUUAAAGCAAAUCCUUAAACUCCUUGGGAAUAUGCCUCCAACAAGCGAGUUCUGGACUUGCCUUCAACCUUAAGGCUGAGCCAGAAUUCAUUUAAAAACAAACAAACAAACAAAAAAACACCCAAUCAACCUCUAUAAGCAUCUUCAUUUUUGUUAGCAUUUAGUUUAUUACUAAAUCUAACCUUCUUUAAAAGAUGCAAAAAAAAAUAAAUACAAAGAUCCAAGUUAAUUGUAUGAUUAAAUGGGAAAUGUUUCCAUUUUGGCAGUGCUCUGUUAACUAGCACUCAGCUACGGUGUUAGGCCUUAGCACAUCUGGUCUGAGAAAGGCAGGAAGAGGAAACACAUUGUUUAUCAGACUAAAUAUAGUUGGAUUGGACGUCUUCUUUGAGUAAAAUGGUCAGAGAGGAUGGCUGGUGUUUGCUGGACCAGAUCUUCAACUGCUGCAAACAUCAGUUCCUUGUGUUGCAUAAUAUUGUUAUAACAGCAUUCACAGCCCGUCUCAUCUCUUUGCAGAACACAGAAUUUAAAUUUAAACCACGUGCUGGGGGCCGGGUAACGAGAGGUGCAGGGUACCCACAUUUCCCUUAGGCUAGAUGCAACCUUUCGGUUGUGCCAAGGACGAGAAAAAUCUGUGUGGGUUCAGUCCUGAGAACACCAGCUGCAUGCACUCACCACUCACAAUCUGCUAUUUUAGUUGGAAAAAAGAGUCCAGGUUAUUUCACGUUUACAGCACGGGUGUAUUUGCACUGUGGGAGACGAAUUACCAGAGGCUCCUGCAGCAGAGCUGGUGGGAGGAGCACUGGAAGGAGCUGGCGGCAUGCUGGAGGCCGAGGGAUGCUCUGCUUUGGCUGUAGCCCCUGGUCGUGGCAGCCCCGAAGUGCUGGUGGCAGGGGGUCAGCACAGAUUCAUCUCAUCUGAUCUUAGAUCUGAUCACCUGGUUGACCUGGUGCUGGUUAAUGUUGUCUCUGGGAUUUGGAUAAAGCCAGGCUGAAGGCAGGCAGUGUCACGGCCGCCGAGGCGCUCGCUGUCCCUGCAUCAUGCUGCUUCACCGCACGUUGCGCUCUUCCGAGUACUGAACAAGCGCUGCAGUCACUUGUGUGCAGCACACAGAAAUCCCAGCUCUGACCUGAAAGCAGAUGAAAGAUAGCUGGUAGCCCGUGACUAGAUUCAGUGGAUUAUCUCUAACACCCUGCAGUGAGCCGGGCCGUUCCAUUUCUGAACCUUGUCCAGUUCCAUUUCUAGUGUUUUUUCACAGCGUUAUGUGCAAUAUGGUUGCUAGCUGUAACUUUGGUCAUCAGUAAGGAAACUCACACGAUGUCCACGUGUGACAUGAAAUAAUUUCUCUAAUGCACGGCUUGCUGACGUGGGGUGAAAGCCCCUUGUCUGCCUGCCCACCAAGGAGCUCCGAGGCAGGCGAAUGCUCUCCCUUCUCCUUCGGAGCAGAGAGAGGAUUUCUGGAGCCCAUACAAAGGGAUUCAAAGCCUGAUGCAGUCCCAUAAGCUAGAAAGCCCCAAGCUGCAGACACUCUCCUCCUGCAUCUUCCCCAGAAGUGAAAGCACAGCGGUAACUCUGACAACAAGUCUGGCUGCUGCGGAACCAAGCUGUAAGGUGGGGAGCAUUUUCCUUUUGCACUUAACGGGGCGCUGCGCAUCCAAGUCGGAUCUCAGCGUUUGCUCCUGUAAAUAUGACAGCCCCAAACCGUGUCCUCCACCACCUCCUCCUCUCUGUGUUCCUAUCUCCCAAGGAGAGAAGAUAACCCUUAAGCUUCUGUGCUAGUAAAUAUCCCCGCCCUCACCCGAAGGCACAAAAGUAGAGUGCAAUGAAAUGUAGUUACUUUUCUUUGAUUUAAUUUAUUAUUUAUUGGAAAAUACUUUUGCCUGCGUUUGGUAGGAAUGAGGAAUUAGUGAUGAGGGAGCAGUAAAACUGCUGGAAGUUGUUGGGAACGCCUGGGAUAAUCGUGUCGGGGAUGGGACAGGCAAGUGCAGGGCUCGGUUCCUGCCCUGAGCAGUGCCGGGUUCUGCCUGUCGUAUUCCCCGUCAAGCUUCUGAUGCACUGGGAUAAAGAUGUUUGGUGUGACACAAACUUACUGGGGCAAGUGCCUGCAGGUUUGGUGAGGUUUAAAAAAAAAAAGAAAAGUCCUCUCCAGAGCUAUUUGUACACACUCAAUAGUGGAAAUUUCAGCGUCAUUGUCCCACUUGUGAAAAGGGAGCUUCUGAAGCACGGGCAGCUUGCUGACAGUAUUUUCAAGCCUAAUGGUCUGAGCUUUUCUUUUGUCUUUUUUUUUUUUUUUUUCCUGCUGCAGUGAAGGGCAUCUGCACUUUUUCAGUGGAUACUCGUAGAAAAAAAAAUAAAAAAAGCCUUACCACAACAUUCAAAAUGUUGGGGGGUGGCUGAGGAUCCCGUAGCACUUUUCCUGAGUUCAGGGGGGAUUUGUCUGGCUGAGUGCGAGGCAGCUCGUCCCCAGCGCCUGCAGCCGGUCAGAGGAACUGUGCCCCAAACCCUGCCGGCUGUUACAGGCAGCUCGCAGGCAGACACCGAUCUUAGAGACAUCUGGAAUUAGGGGAGAUGAAUCUUCACCUUGCAGCGUGCUGGCUGGGAGGCAGCGCUGGUUUCUGAAGGGUUUCUGUUGUGUGAGCGAUGGUACUCGCCUCCGCUCCCUAAUGGCACGCGUGGGGAAGCGUGAGGUCUUCCUUUUGGGUUUUGUUCCUUACUCUAGAGCAGGUGGCACUCCAGCGGUGGAUAACGUAGCUGAUCCUGGUUAGAGUACUGUGGCAUAAAUACGGCUUUCGGGUUGCUGAAGUAUUUAGAGAGUGUUACCAUCUGAGCAUUGGACUGUGCGUACCUAAAAGUGUGUUGAGACGUAAUAUUUGUAUCCCAAUUGAUCAAAGCGUCUCCUUAUGCUUAUUCAAUACCAGAUCCCUAUCAUGAAACUUACCCUAACGAAUCUGCUAGGAUGACAGAAGAUUCAAGCUGCCAAGUCUUCACUUGGGAGACGAAACAACCAAGCGUGAGCGCUCCGCUCUGAUUUUGCCGUGUUCCCCUUGCCUCCAGUCCCAGCUUACGGGAGCGUUCCCGAUCCUGCCUAGUUGGUUACCUGCACGUAUGCUCACCGUUUGGACAGAAAUGCACUAAAAGGAGUUGCCCUACUGGGAAGGCUUUAUAUUGUACAGAAAAUGUGGCACUAGGUACCGCUCUUCACGUGCACAGGAGAGUUAACAGGUGUCGGUUUCGUUUACAGAAAAGAUGGAGCUUUGCAAUUUCCUAUAAUAUAUUGCAAUAUAUUUAAAUGUCCUGUUUGACAUGUGAAAUGAAGCUAAGUUAAUGCGUUGUUAAUGUGUUGGAAGUAUGAGGAAGACGAUUCACUAACGACCAGCAAGGUUUUUAGAAGGUGUCCGGUAUGUAGCAGUCUGUGUGAUGUCUGGCGUACGUGCUGUUGUUAACGGAAGCAGCGAUGCUGUUCUCGUGUAGAAUGAAGCGUUUCUGAUGAGUGAUGCAAUAGCUUACAGUGUCUUUCCUUUGUAGCUGCCCAGCGUGGUGAAGGGGAAGCAAUUCUUGAAAAAGUUCAAGAGAACUGGUUAACUGUGAAUGGGCCCUAAACUUUUCGUGAAACCAAGAACAUAUUUGGACACACACAGGACUUGAAUACUCAAAAGGAUUGGAACUUAGUGUUGUGCCAAAGUUAAAACUACUGCAGUUGGCAGAAGUUCUGCACUGUAAAUAGAAGACUGAUUAAAAGACAGCUUUUAAAAAAGAAAAAAAAAAAAAGGAAAAAAAGAAAAUCAAAUUUUAAUACAGUACAUUUUUAUUCUGAUACAUAAUGGAAACAUUCUGUUUUAGACCUUUUCUGAAGAGGCUUCAGUGACCACUAGAUUUUGUCCUCUUAUAUUUUGUUUGGCCUAAUCCUAUAUGUUCUAGUAAGAUGGGCUUUACUGCCUGUGUUCUUUGAUAUGUGAUUAAGCUUAUAGCUUGGAGUGACCAAACAUUUUACAGAGUAAAAGUUCUUAGAAACAGUAUAAUGUAACUGAUAUUUCUGUGUCUUAUUUAUCAGGCUCUGCACAAACUUGGAAAGUUGUGCCGGACUUGUACAACUCAUAUAUGGGAACGCAGCAUACUUCUUGAUACUACAAACCUAAGCCUUUGUGGCGGUAUGGAUCUCGUCUUUGGAUUUAUUUUUGUUAUUUUUUUGAGGCAAAGAGAUGAAUGGAUGCUGCUGUAAAAUAUUUGUAAUAUUGCCAUUAUUGCUUUCUGUAGCAAUUACUGCUUUUGCUUCAACAGAUAAAGAAAAUAAAUCAGAGAUAGAAAAAUCCUACAAGAAGCUGGUAGAAGAAAGGAUCACGUGGGGACUUCUGAAAAUAAACUUUGUACCAAAAAAAUUUGAAACCAGAAAUAAUGGAAUAAACGUCUCCUUACUGAG
Messenger RNA from Anas platyrhynchos (mallard), 9394 nucleotides. RefSeq names its product zinc fingers and homeoboxes 1 (gene ZHX1). Lineage: Eukaryota; Metazoa; Chordata; Aves; Anseriformes; Anatidae. Gene Ontology annotation, biological process: regulation of transcription by RNA polymerase II. The record is from RefSeq and is a predicted model, not a curated record. Gene Ontology annotation, cellular component: nucleus. Gene Ontology annotation, molecular function: DNA binding; DNA-binding transcription factor activity, RNA polymerase II-specific.